UCACACUUUAGGCUAAGCCCACUUCUUUCUUCUUAAUUUUACAAUUUCUCGUGAAGCCCACUUUUUAUUUACGUUUCAUUCACAUCCGCACAUAUAAAUCGCGUUGCUUCUGUCAUUUUUGUUAAAACAUAAGUACUGUAUUUAUGUUAUAAAACCUAGUUACUUGGUAAACAACGAAAUUGCGCAUUUACGACAGCCAUGAAACCCGAUAGCUUGAACAAUCUCUCAGAGACACCUCGAUCGUGCGAGGACUCAGCCACUGAAAACAAUUCGCUCAGCAGCGAUUCGGAUCUCGAAGAUAGGCGCUCGGAGGCAAACGACCAAAACAGAAACAUCCAAGGAUCAAAGAUUAUUAAGAAAUGUAGAAGCAAAAUAAAUGAACUGGAAACUCGGCUGGCAAGUGAAAAAGAAAAGUCCCAUUAUCAGGACGAGUUAAUCAAGUCCUUACGCAUGUCGAUCGAUCUAGUUACUCAAAACAAAGACUUAAACAUAAAGCAACUGCAAAAGCAAAUCGUCGAGCUUGAAAAUGCGCUUGAUAUAAGCAGAAGUCUUAUUGCAAAAAAACAGGAACAAUCAGCAAACUUUGAGAGGAAGUCCGAUAAUAACGAAAGUAAUAUGAGGGAGAAAGAUGAGCAAAUCAAAAGGCUAGAGUGUAUAGUCCAAGAAAAAAACGACGAGAUUGAAAAGCUAAAUAUAAAAACCAAAACCCUGUCAGAUAAGGAAGAUUACAUCACCCAGCUAGAGUCCAAAAUCAAGGUCCAUGACGCGAAGAUAAAUGAAUGGAAUCAAAAAUUAUCUCAGAUCACCCCAUAUACUGAAAGUGCAAAAAGUCCAACUGACUUUGUAUUUCUCAACUGCACUAAAAUUCCUUCAGUUAAAAUGAUUACGCUCCCUGAUUUUGAGCCAUUCCUAGCAGUUUUUGAAGAUACUUCAUAUGCCGGUUCCGACUGGAUGGUUAUACAGCGGCGUGUCGAUGGAAAACUCUCAUUUGAAAAACCUCUUAGCUUAUAUGAAAACGGCUUUGGUGAUCUAGGAAGCGAAUUAUGGCUAGGCAUCGAAAAAAUUCACAGGUUGACAACAAAUCGUAGGCAUGAACUAUGCAUUGAACUAGUCGAUUUUGACGAUGCUACUGCCUUUGCACGAUAUGAUCACUUUGUUGUAGGAAGCAAGAACGAAAAGUAUGCCCUAAAGUCCCUGGGUAACUACUCGGGAAACGCAGGCGAUGCUUUGCGGAGUCACGCAAAUGAAAGUUUUAUUCAUCAUACAUAUUGGCGAUGGUGGAACCUACACGAUUGUAAUUUGAUGGGCGAAUACGUCGAAUCCAAAGUUGAGUUAAAUUCCUUGUUUGGAAUUUAUUGGGGUCGUUGGAACUUGGGGAAACUAAUUUCGCUCAAAUCCUGCAAAAUGCUGAUCCGGCCAAAACUCUGACACGAUUUUUAAUUUAAUUAAAUAGCUGUAAUCUUGAUACCAUUUUCCAAUGCAAAAAAGUGUUGUGCUCUAAGCCUUAUUAUAUUUUUAAGGUCGCCACGAAUUAAUAUUAAAAUAAAACUAUGUUAUAAAGCGA
This is a messenger RNA of Drosophila biarmipes, 1564 nucleotides long. Its product is annotated as angiopoietin-related protein 7. The record is from RefSeq and is a predicted model, not a curated record. Bases 199 to 1428 code for a protein of 409 amino acids. The transcript is spliced from 3 exons. Lineage: Eukaryota; Metazoa; Arthropoda; Insecta; Diptera; Drosophilidae.